UCAAACGCAGCGGAAAAGGGAAGCGCAUUGUUGACAGGUGAACGGAAAAAAAAAAAAAUAUAUAUAUAUAUAUAUAUAUAUAAAUAAAUAUAUAUACAUAUAUAUAUAUAUGUUCGAGCUGCGACGGUGGGAGAGAUGGAUUUGAACAAAACGGUGUUAUGUGAGAGCCUGAUUAUUUGGUUGCAAACCUUUAACACUGCAGCACCAUGUACCACAGUGGAGGAUCUGACCACCGGUGCUGCUAUGGCACAGGCUCUGCAUCAGAUAGAUCCAUCCUGGUUCAGUGACAGCUGGCUGACACGGAUUAAGGAAGAUGUUGGAGAUAACCUGAGACUCAAGUUGAACAACCUUAAGAAGAUCUUGCAGAUGAUUGUUGAUUACUAUAACGAGGUUCUGAAUCAGCAGAUGUCAGGCUUCCCCAUGCCUGAUGUGGUGCGCGUGGCCGAACUCUCCGACCCCGUGGAGCUCGGGCGCCUCCUCCAACUCAUCCUCGGCUGUGCGGUCAAAUGUGAUCGGAAACAAGAGUAUAUCCAGAUCAUAAUGACUCUGGAGGAGUCUGUGCAGCAUGUAGUCAUGACAGCCAUUCAGGAGCUAAUGAGUAAAGAAUCCAUGACCCAGUUUGGGACGGAGCCACAGGGUGACGUUGAUCAACAGCUGAAGAAAGCUCUGGAGGACUUGAGCGAGCUGAUGGCAGAGAAAGAUGAGCUAGCUCAACGCUGCCAAGAGCUCGACAUCCAGGUGGCAAUUCUGCAGGACGAGCGGAAUAGCCUCCUAGCGGAGAACGACGUUCUGACGGAUCGAACCAGUCAGUUGGAUUCUUUUGACAAUCCCAGCACUCCAUCAGGGAAGAAACACAGUCAGCUCCAGCUGCAGCUAGAACAGGUCCAAGAGGAGAACUUCAGACUGGAGGCCGCUAAAGAUGAUUACCGUAUUCACUGUGAGGAGCUGGAAAAACAGCUGGUGGAGCUUCAGCAUCGUAAUGAUGAACUGACCAGCCUGGCCGAGGAGUCUCGCUCGCUGAAGGACGAGCUGGACAUACUGAGGAGCUGCUCUGACCGGGCGGUGAAGCUUGAGGCCUCUGUGGAGACGUACAGGAAGAAGCUGGAGGAUCUUGGCGACCUGAGACGACAGAUGAAGGCUCUGGAAGAGAAGAACAUGACUUACAUGCACAACACUGUCAGUCUGGAGGAGGAGCUUCGCAAGGCCAACGCUGCUCGCGCCCAGCUAGAGACAUACAAGAGACAGGUCCAGGAGCUUCACAGGAAGUUGUCAGAAGAGACACGCCGAGCCGAUAAUCUGGCCUUCGAGAUGAAGGAGUUUGAGGAAAAGCAUGAAGCCUUACUGAAAGAGAAAGAGAGGAUCAUCAUUGAGCGAGACUCUUUAAAAGAGACCAAUGAGGAGCUUCGCUGUACACAAGCUCAACAAGACCAGCUUCUGCAAGCGGAAAUGUAUAAGACUGGGAGUCCGAGUCGGGACAACUUAGCUGCUGAGAUGUUGCCUAUCGAGUACAGAGAGAAGUUCAUUCGUUUGCAGCAUGAGAACAAGAUGCUGCGAGUGCAACAGGAAGACUCUGAGAACGAGCGCAUCGCUGAGCUCCAGAUGCAUCUGGAGGAGGCACGGCGUUCACGCAGUGAGCUGGAAACUGAGAACAGGCUGAACAGAGAGAGCAUCAGUGAGCUGCAGCAGCAGGUUGAAGAUUUGCAGAAAGCUCUCCAGACCCAGGGAGCCAAACCCGAAGAUUCUCACCUGAAGAGGAAGCUGGAUGCUCACAUGGUGCAGCUGAAUGAAGCACAAGAUGAGAUCAUGAAGAAGAAGGAGCUGCUGGAGGACCUACAGCCGGAUGUGUCUCAAUCCUCAGCACUGAAGGUGGAUGAACUGAUGGCUGCUCUGAAGAAGAAGGACGAUGACAUGCGAGCGAUGGAGGACCGAUACAAAAUGUAUCUGGAGAAAGCACGCAAUGUGAUCCGAGCACUGGACCCGAAAUUAAACCCAGCCUCAGCUGAAAUCCAGUCCCUGAAGAACCAGCUGUCAGAGAAGGAGAAGAGAAUAAUUGCUCUUGAGAGAGAGUGUGAGCAGGCGAAGCUCAGAGAGUAUGAGGAGAAGCUGAUUGUGACUGCGUGGUACAAUAAGAGCCUGAAUUUUCAUAAGCUGGCGAUCGAGUCUCGUCUGAGCGGCUGCUCUAACUCUCUGGUGCCACCUGGUCAGUCCUUCCUGGCCCAGCAGCGUCAGGUGACCAACGCACGCCGCACCAUGUCAAUCAACGUGCCUGCCAGCUCCUCCAAGUGAUAACUCCACCUCCCCUCCACCCACUACACCUGGUUUUCCCUUUCCUCAAGUGCACACUUAAGUGACCUUAAACACCUUGAACCCCUAAAUAAAGGGACAAGCACGCCAUAAUGUGAACAUUAGCACUUAGGAACCCUACAUAUAUAAAUAUAUAUAUAUAUCUAUACAUGUAUAUCUGCUCCAACAAUCAAGCAACACUUUACAGAAACAAUACUCACUCAAGCACAGUAAUGUCAGUUUUACAGAAUAUUACACUUUAAUUGUCCAUGCACACUUCACCCUCUGCAAAUAGUGACAUGAGUCAAGCUGUAUUACUGGCUUGAUAUCUAUAUUAUAUGAGGUUAUGACCUUUUCAGAGAGAGAGAGAGAGACAUAUCACGAUCUUGUCCUUGGGUUCAGGAUGCAUGGCGCAGGACUGGACUUCCUGUAGUAUUCUAUGCAGUCAGGUAACGUGUACUAUUAUAAGUAUGAAUACUACUAUUCCCCUGAAUGUGUAUAUGUAUAGAGAGAUGUGUGUUUAUUGACAUUGCAUUUUAAUCUCUCAGCUUCCAUGCAUGUUAACGAAAUCAGUUACGUUGAAUGGUGGAUAAAAGAUCAGGAAA
Hemibagrus wyckioides is the source of this 2888-nucleotide messenger RNA. RefSeq names its product hook microtubule-tethering protein 1 (gene hook1). Gene Ontology annotation, molecular function: dynein light intermediate chain binding; microtubule binding. Gene Ontology annotation, biological process: cytoplasmic microtubule organization; cytoskeleton-dependent intracellular transport. The record is from RefSeq and is a predicted model, not a curated record. Bases 136 to 2286 code for a protein of 716 amino acids. Gene Ontology annotation, cellular component: centrosome; cytoplasm. NCBI's taxonomy places the organism in Eukaryota, Metazoa, Chordata, Actinopteri, Siluriformes, Bagridae. The transcript is spliced from 22 exons.